AUGAACCCUGGCGUAGAGGUCCCCGUGUUGUUCUAUCCCCAGGACGUCAAGGUUCGGGCAAUGGAGAAGGCGGCCACUGCCAAGGCUCACUUUGAGACGUACUACAAUGACUUGUUGCAGGACGGUCCGUCACCUCGCUCCGCAAGGCUUGAUGGGAUGAGGUCCGUCCUAGAUAGCAGCCCCAUGGUACUACCUGAAGACAGGAAGGAGCUCGAAACCGCCUUCUUUCAACAGGAGACCCAUCAUCUGCGGCAGUCCAGGGUUCUGAAGUGGGAAAGUCUUCGCGCUGCUAAUCGCCUUGUCGAUAACGGCCAAGGACCAUGCGUGAAGAACUACUCGACGCUCAAGAACUUGGGCAAGGGAAGCUUUGGCGUUGUACGCCUGGUUCGAGAAAAAGGUGACGGAGACCUCCAGAGCGGUCAACGGCGCCAGAAGAAUGUGUACGCCAUGAAGGUGAUCAGAAAGACAGACAUGAUCCGCAGUUCCCAGGAAGGCCACCUACGAGCCGAGCGGGACUUCCUCAUUGCGUCCGAGACCUCUGAAUGGAUAGUCCAGUUGAUAUCCAGCUUUCAGGACGCUACGAACCUUUAUCUCGUCAUGGAGUACAUGCCCGGAGGCGACUUUCUUGGUCUUCUCAUCCGCGAGAACAUCCUGGAGGAGCAUGUUGCCCGCCAUUAUGUCGCUGAGAUGGUGGUUUGCGUGGAGGAGGCCCAUCGUCUGGGCUUCAUACAUCGCGAUGUCAAGCCUGACAACUUUCUCAUUGAUGCCCAUGGCCACCUGAAAAUUUCCGAUUUUGGACUGGCCUUUGACGGUCGAUGGCAGCAUGACACGGCUUACUACCUCUGGCAACGCGACGACCUCAUGCGUAAUCUGGGCAUCGCUGUCGAGGGCGAUGCGACCGAUCAGAAGGAGGACACAAAAACGUCAAAGGCGCACAAGCGCCACCAAGAUCGGAUCCCCCUCGUCGGCAGCCUGCUAGAUUGGCGGGCCACCAGAAACCGCACAUACGCCAAGUCUGUUGUUGGCACCAGCCAUAUUGGCAUCAUCCUGUACGAGUGUCUGUACGGGUGCACGCCGUUCCUUGCUGAAGGAGGCCGUCAUGACACGAAGAAGAAGAUCCUCGCCCACGAUGCAUCGACCUUUGAAUUCCCGCGAGACAUACCCGGCGUCAGUUACGAGUGCCAGCACCUCAUUUUACAGUUGCUUCAGAACCAAGAAUGCCGGUUGUCAUCUCCAAAGUACCGCAGCCAAGAUCCUCUUGCACCACAGCACUAUGUGUUUGCCGAGGACGAUGCGAUCGACAUCAAGAACCACCCCUGGUUUCAGUAUCUUGAUUGGAACCAUCUGCACCGGAUGACGCCUGGUUUCGUACCACACCUCCAUGCGUCGGACGAUACACGCUACUUUGACGAGGAUGAGCCCGUCUCGGACUGGUCAGAGACGGUGGAGUCGGAAGAACCCGUCAUUUCGCCGCACAAGAUGAAGCGACUGCUGCGGCGUGAAGGGUUCUGCAGCCGGUCCAUUGGCAGCUUCAUGGGGUACAUUGCAACGCCUUUCGACACGACAAGACUACGGCAGAUUGACCAACGAAUUGAAGGCAAGGCGCACUUCAGCGAGGAAGACAAACACGUCCUCAAGUAUCUCGUGCGAAAGUUUGGAUGCAAAGAGCGCAAGGGGGCGCGGGACAUUCUUCUGCGAGACCCCACGACGCGGCGAGACGUCAUGAACGUGCGAAAGCAGAAGGCUUUUGUCGACUACACGUGGAAAAGGGCGCCGGCGCCGCCUUGCCUGCCGGUUGCCGCGGUAGACGAUGAUGGCGUGUGCUACCAUGAGGAGAUGACGGAGACGUACCAGCAGGAACGACACGCGUACGAGGCCUAUGCUGCACAAGGGACGUACUGGGAACUGGAUGGACAGUAUGAAAUAGGUGGAGGCCCGUACGCCAUGGUCAACACCAUGUACUGGCAGGGGCAGCAGCAGUACGAGCAGCGGCUCGACAGACCGUACUUUUGGGACGGACAGUAUCGAUAG
Messenger RNA from Verticillium dahliae VdLs.17, 2031 nucleotides. Its product is annotated as serine/threonine-protein kinase cbk1. The record is from RefSeq and is a predicted model, not a curated record. Bases 1 to 2031 code for a protein of 676 amino acids. Lineage: Eukaryota; Fungi; Ascomycota; Sordariomycetes; Glomerellales; Plectosphaerellaceae. The transcript has 5 exons. Gene Ontology annotation, molecular function: protein serine/threonine kinase activity; ATP binding. Gene Ontology annotation, biological process: peptidyl-serine phosphorylation; intracellular signal transduction.